Messenger RNA from Aspergillus affinis, 342 nucleotides. RefSeq names its product mitochondrial 37S ribosomal protein uS14m. Gene Ontology annotation, cellular component: mitochondrial small ribosomal subunit; ribosome. Bases 1 to 342 code for a protein of 113 amino acids. Lineage: Eukaryota; Fungi; Ascomycota; Eurotiomycetes; Eurotiales; Aspergillaceae. The transcript has 3 exons. Gene Ontology annotation, molecular function: structural constituent of ribosome. The record is from RefSeq and is a predicted model, not a curated record. Gene Ontology annotation, biological process: translation.
AUGUCGUUCUUCCGGUCGAAGAAGCUAGACCUCGGCGGUUUUGUCAACAUCCGCGCGAUUCGCGACCACACCAAGCGGAAGGCUUUCGAGCAGUACGAGCCCGAACGCCAAGCUCUGCGCUACAUCAUCCGCAACACCUCCCUCCCUCAGCGUACCCGCGCGCAGGCUCAAUUGCAGCUCACCCAGAUGCACGCCUACACCCGUCCCACGCAGAUCAAGAACCGUUGUGUUGCAGGUGGUAUUGCACGUGGUAUUAUUCGCGAUUUCAGAAUUGCCCGAUACCAAUUCCGAGAACAGGCGCUGGCAGGUGAACUACCAGGUGUGAAGAAGGCAAGCUGGUAG